Messenger RNA from Camelina sativa (false flax), 818 nucleotides. NCBI's taxonomy places the organism in Eukaryota, Viridiplantae, Streptophyta, Magnoliopsida, Brassicales, Brassicaceae. The record is from RefSeq and is a predicted model, not a curated record.
GAGCUGAGAUUUUGGUACAAUGCAAUUCCUUAUCUCGCCUCGUUGCGCGUCGUUGUGCUGACAACGGAAGAUGGAAGACGAGGAUGUUUCCGGCGAGAAGCAGAAACUGGCGACCGUCGGUAAAGAGAAGGUUUCCGUUAGUGGUUAAAUCUAUCUCUAGCGAGCCUAAGGAGAAGGUGGUUGAUGCAGUUAUCGAUUCCGAACAAGAAGUGAUGAAUCCGUUUGCUCCAGAUGCUGCUUCCGUAGCUUCGAGUAUCAAGUACCACGCGGAGUUCACGCCUUUAUUUUCUCCGGAGAAGUUUGAGUUACCUAAGGCGUUCUUUGCGACUGCGCAGAGUGUUAGAGACGCUCUGAUCAUGAAUUGGAAUGCUACUUAUGAGUAUUACAAUAGGGUGAAUGUGAAACAGGCUUAUUAUCUGUCAAUGGAGUUUUUGCAGGGUAGAGCCUUGUCGAAUGCAGUGGGUAACCUUGGGCUUAAUAGUGCUUAUGGUGACGCCUUGAAGAGGCUUGGUUUUGAUUUGGAAACUGUAGCUAGUCAGGAGCCAGACCCUGCACUUGGGAAUGGUGGACUUGGGAGACUUAUCCAGCCACUCUCGGCGGAAAAGCGCCGACCACACCAUUCAAUCUGGAACCCUCUCGAUCCGAUCUGCCGAUCUCCGCCGAUCGACCAGAUUCAAACGCUCCGCCUUUCUCAGCCGGAUUCACAGAAUCCAUACGGCGCCGAUCUCCGACCAUCCGGUUGCCGACCUCGUUCUCUAUGCCACCCUCGAAACCCAGCUCGACCUGAUGACCUUCAAACCCGCUCAAGCCCGAGCUAG